UUAAUCAGUAACCGGUAACAGCAGCAACAGCAGCAUCGGCGGCAGAGGUGGUGGAGGAGGCGGGUGCCAAACAUGGUCCGCUACGGAAAUAAAUAACGGGACCUGGGGGAAGGAAUUUAAUCCAACCGAAAGAGGAGACCUUUACAAACGCGCUGAAAAGAGGAAGCGGGCGUUAGAAGAGAAGAAGCAGCAGUAGCGACUAAAGUCAGUGGCACACACACACAUACACACAUUUCUACUGUGUUGAUGUUGGGAUUUGGCGACGAAUACCUGCCGCAAACAGUCCCGUACCAGCUCGUCUGCCUGACGCCUGUCCCUCGAUCAGAGUGUCUUCUCCUUCUUCUACUUCUGUCCCACUCGUGGACAUUUAAUUUGUGGAUUUUACCCACAGAAAUCAACACAGCUAAAGACGUCCGUCAUUGAAGCUCCUCUUGUCCUGUGUGACCUCCCGACACAGAGAGGAUGGUGAUGGCGGAGGGGAGUCCAAGAGACCGAGGGAGGGGGGCUCCGGUGACAGCAGGAGCCGAGGGGAGGCAGAUCUUUGUGGAACUUGCGGAGCAGAACUUUGACGCCAUUUGUCUCUCUACGUAUCGAACGGCCUGCAAGCUCAGAUUUAUACAGAAGAGAUGCAACUUGCAUCUGAUCGACAUCUACAACGUGAUCGAGGCGGUGCGCGACGCUGGUCUGAACGCCAUCGAGCUGAACGUGGGCAUCUCCGUGACCCGACUGGAAAACCUGGUCUCGUCGCUGUUCAACCAGCUCAGCAAGCGUCUGCCCACCACGCACACCAUCAACGCUCACGAGAGCACCGUCCUCUUGGUGGAAUUCAUACUGGCAGCUGUCGACAGUGAGCCAGAAGGUCGACUGACGGUGCUGUCCGUGAAGGCGAUGCUGGCCCUUCUGUGUGGAGGAAAACUGGUCGAUAAACUCCGCUAUGUGUUUUCUCAGGUCUCUGACUCCCACGGUGUGUUGGUUCCGUCCAAGUUUGACUGGUUUCUCAGGGAGGCUCUGAAGUUGCCCACCGCUGUACACGAAGGACCGUCCUUUGGCUACGAUCACGCGUUAGCACGCUCGUGCUUUCCACAACAGAAGAGGGUGAUGCUCAACAUGUUCCUGGACGUCGCCGCCGAUCCGCCUCAGUGUCUCGUGUGGCUGCCUCUCAUGCACCGCAUGGCCAACGUGGAGCAUGUCUAUCACCCAGUGACGUGCUCCUACUGCCGUGGCAAUGGCAUGACGGGCUUCCGCUACCGCUGCCUCCGUUGCCGUGGUUACCAGCUCUGCCAGAACUGCUUCUGGCGCGGCAAUGUCAGCGGCUCGCACAGCAGCCAGCAUCAGAUGAAGGAGCACUCGUCAUGGAAGUCACCAGCGACGAAGUUCGGCCGUGCCCUGAGCAGGACUCUGGGCUGCGUGUCGUCCAGAGAAUCCUCUCACCCAAUUUAUCCCGAGGAACCUGAGAAGACACUUAACCUGGCCAACAUUGUUCCGGCUCGUCCUGUUGGAAACACCAGUGAGGCCAUGUUACUGUCCUCGUCCUCUCCUGAGACGUCAAAGAGUUUGGCAGCGGCUCAGCGCAUGAACGAGGAACACGCUCUCAUCGCCGCGUACGUGAAUCGUCUCCAGGGCAGCCCACGUGUGGACAGUCCCAGCAGACAAGACGAGGAGCACAAACUCAUCGCCCGCUACACGUCUCGACUGGCAGAGAGCGACGGCUCAGGAGUGAUUCCGAACCGCAGCAUCAACUUUGACGUGAACAAACAGAAGAGGGAGCUCAUCGCUCAGCUGGAGUGCAAAAAUAGAGAGAUCUUGGCAGAGAUUAAACGGAUCCGAACAGAACACGACGCAGCCGGCCAGCUCAGUCCAGAGAAAGGCUGCACCAACCCGACGCUGCUGGCCGAGCUCCGCCAGCUCAGACAGAGGAAAGACGAGCUGGAGCAGAGGAUGUCGUCUCUCCAGGAGAGCCGGAGGGGACUGAUGGUGCAGCUGGAGGGACUGAUGAAGCUGCUCAAGGAUGAGGAACAACGACAGGCAGCGCAGGCCGCUGGUUCUUCUCACGCCUCUCCUUCCCGACCGAGUCCAUCGACGGUCCGCUCCGUGGGCGCCGCGUCUCCUCAGGCUCACAUGUACUCGCCUCAGGACUCGCUCGCGGGAGUGGGUGGCGACGUACGGGAGGCCUUUGCUCAAGGCUCCAGAAGGAACCUGAGAAACGACCUCCUCGUUGCAGCCGACUCCAUCACCAACACUGUGUCCUCACUGGUCAAAGAGCUGCACUCAGAUGACGGUCGGGAGGAAGAGGAGAGGUUGCUGAACGGGAAGGACAGAGGUAACAGGUUAAAGUGAUCAUCUGAAGAAAAACAACAAAAAAAGAUGAAGAAACAGUGUGACGUCUCGUCACAGCCAGUCAUGACUGAACAAAAACCCCUGCAGGGAUUCAAAGUGUUCCUUUCCUACGAUCAUCGUUUCAGCUCCGCUGCCAAACAACCAAUCAUGAUGCUGGACACCAAAUGACCCCCGCGGGUCCCUACUGAUGUAUAGCUGUGAUUCUCUGUGUGUGUGUGUGUGUGUGUGUGUGUGUCUGGUCACUGUGGGUUUGACUUUUGUUGUGAUUAGAUGGUUCGUACUGACACCUACUGACGUGUACUGUAGCAUGUGUGCGUGUGCUCUUGCCAAUUUUUGUGUUUUUGAGGGUCGAGUAAGUGACAGAGAGAGACAUGGUGAAGAGAUGGAGAAGGAGGAGAAGAGAGAAAGGGUAGAAGGUUUCAGAAUCAGGAUGGAAGAGAAGAGUAUGUGAGAGAACGGAACAGGAAAGACGAGAAGAAGUGAGGCGUAAGAUGUUCAAGAUUCAGCACUGUGUGCUUCGUAUUUAUUGCUUUGUGAUUAUUAUUUUUUCACAUUUAUUCUAAAAUGACGGUGUGGUCAGGCCCUGCUGUGACGAUAAGCUUUAAUGGGAUGUUUCCUGCUGCAUCAGGCCCCGGUCCCUGGUCCCGUCUGCCUGAGACAGAGACGCAGAGGCAGGGGGAAAGAGUUGGAAGAGUCCUGGUCCUGGUACCGGUCCAGGGUCUGUGAAACCUGGACCAGAUCAGUGUCACCGUGAUGCUGAGAGCAGCUCAGGUCGCCCGUGCCUCUCUGUGGACUCCCACUACUGCAGUGGAGCGACAGUUAAAGAGGACAUCUGAAUACUGUCUGUCUGUCUGUCUGUCUGUCUGUGUGUGAGUGUGUGAGUUUGUGUGUUAAACAGGGUUGGUGCAGCAAAGUGGCAGCUGACAGAUCCGUCUGUUAGCGUUUUCUUGUUAGUUUUUAAUAAACAAAAAAUUAAAUGGUAAAAGACAUUGUUUUGUCCACAAACCAAAGACAUGCAGUUGUAGUUUUGGAUUCUUUGUCACAGAGGAGCGAAAAUUGUGAUUAAGAAAUUGUGAUUAAGAUGCUGAAAAACUAAGCAGAUGAACUGAUUAACUGUCAAAUUAGUUGCUCAUUCAUUUAGUAAUUGAUUUAUAGUUCCCACAAAAUUGCUAAUUAUUUACUCACUCUUGUCGUGACAGUGCAGUGAUUCAUCAAAACAAGUGAUUUGUUCUGUCGUUUUUUUUUCUUGUUAAAUAUGUUUACUUUUUUUAAAUUCAAUUAUACACAUUUCUUUCUUAGAAAGAAGAACAUAAUAUAUAAUAAUAAAAAAUUCUUAUGAAAACCCUUACCCAUGAUUCUCAGUGGUAGAAGAAGUAAGUAAAGUAAAAAUGCUCCCAUGUUUCUUUCUAUGACCAAGUGAUUCCCUUAAUUUAAUAUUUAAUAUACAUGCAACCCCAUUAUCCACUUAUACACAAACAUUGACACACAUUAAUAUAAUAGGAAAAACUACUCAGUAAUUCAUGGCUCCUUCACUGUAUUUGUAAACUGAAAAAAUAUAAAUAAACUUCUCCCACUUUGCUGCUCUAAACUUCCUGUCGAAUGCAUUUGUUUGUGGAAGCUGAAGUUCUCUGUGACUCUUGUAAACGCCCCAAAUAAUCUUCAGUCUGUCGUCUCCGUCGAAAUCCAACAUUGACCCAAAGUUACUGAGUAUAAGACAAAUGACACAGUUCCAGCACGACUCGGCUCGGCUCUACUCCUUUUAUUUUAGCUUUUCCAUUAGGGGAUAAUACCUGGUACUUUUUUUAUGUCGUUUUCACACCUAAUUGACUGCCAGACUGGGUUCAUUUGGGGGUUGCAACAUUCAGCCGGUCCGAGUUUGCUUUCAUACUGAACUUUAGUGAAACGAAUCAAACCUUUUGAAUAACGUAUUCCCCUCCUCGCCUGAGGUGGCGCUGCAUCAAUAAUUACUGAGGGAGAAGACGAGAAUGAACAGUGAACAAGAAAACUCACUCAUCUUUUGGUUUUGGCAGGACAACUUCUGACUAGAGUUCGAUUCUUGGUGCCGACCAGAGUUCAAUUCUUUGGUUGCGGAUCAGUGUUUGAUUCUUUGGUGCGUAUCAGAGUUUGAUUCUCUGUUGCGGAUCAGAAUUCGAUUCUUUGGUGUGGAUCAGAGUUCAGACUUUCCGAGAAAACAAACUAGUAUUCGAUUUAGAAGGAGCUGGUGUGAACCCAUCCUAAAUGUGACGUCGACAGACUGCGGGCCACUGAUUGGUCAGAGAGUCUCGUCACUGGAAGAGUCAUGAACGCAACGGCCGACACGCAAAUCAAAGUCAACAAUGCCGAACUGUAGAUCAGUUAAAAAGACUCAAAAAAACCUAAAAAACAUGUGUUAAUCUCCAACAUUUAGCAAAGGAAAUCUAAAAUCUCAAUAUCUUACAGAGGAGUCUCGUGUAUUUAGCGACAGCGAUCGUGAGCCGAAUCACGACCCAUUCGGCUGUAUUUCAGUUCAGUGUCUGCCGAGUCGUGCCAUGUCGGGCUGGAACUGUGUCGUGGAAAAGUGCCAAAAGUCGGGGGCUGAUUUUAUUUCACGUUACAGCUGUGAGACGUGUAUAUUUUUGGUUUUUAAAUCAUCGCGUUUUUAGCUGUCAGGUUUUAGGGUUUUGUUGCUUUGUAGAGAAGCUAUAUUUUGCUGUUUAUGUACAUUUCUGGUUCCAUUUGUCGUUGUUGUCAUUGUUGUUGACUGACUACUCGUGGCUGGGAGAUCUCAUUUUCCGCCCGCUGGAUGAUUGACUGACUUGUACGUGUGGGUUAAUGCGUGAAUGAGCUCAUGUUUCGGCGUGUGUGUGUGUGUGUGUGUGUGUGUGUGUGUGUGUGUGAAAGAGAGCGAGAGAGAAAAUCUAGACUGACAGGACGGACGCGUCCCGACAUGAAUCUGUAAACACGCUCAGCUCUGAACGUGCCGGAGCUGACGGUUGUGAGUGAAAAAAAAAAAGUGUGGAUUAUCUGCAAUAAAUAAUAUUUAACAUCAAAA
Solea solea (common sole) is the source of this 5368-nucleotide messenger RNA. Its product is annotated as dystrobrevin beta-like. Bases 463 to 2337 code for a protein of 624 amino acids. The transcript has 23 exons. Gene Ontology annotation, cellular component: plasma membrane; synapse. Gene Ontology annotation, molecular function: zinc ion binding. Gene Ontology annotation, biological process: synaptic signaling. The record is from RefSeq and is a predicted model, not a curated record. Lineage: Eukaryota; Metazoa; Chordata; Actinopteri; Pleuronectiformes; Soleidae.